This is a messenger RNA of Trichoderma atroviride IMI 206040, 1503 nucleotides long. RefSeq lists its product as uncharacterized. The record is from RefSeq and is a predicted model, not a curated record. Gene Ontology annotation, biological process: transmembrane transport. NCBI's taxonomy places the organism in Eukaryota, Fungi, Ascomycota, Sordariomycetes, Hypocreales, Hypocreaceae. Gene Ontology annotation, molecular function: transmembrane transporter activity. Gene Ontology annotation, cellular component: membrane.
AUGGACAGCGACAUAUCAAACCAGAGACCGCUUGACAAGGACGAUGCGGUGGCAAUGGUCGGCGAGGUGCAACAUGCUAUUGAUCCCGUUGUGGAAGCAAGAGCCGUGAGGAAAAUUGACUGGUUUUUAAUUCCGGCCAUGAUUUGCGGAUAUGGCCUCGUCUACUACGACAAGGCGAUUCUCGGCUCAGCGGCCCUCUUUGGCAUGACGGCAGAUCUUCACCUCAGCGUCGUGGACAACUCAACUGUGCCUCCCACAGUCGACACCAGGCGUCUCAGCUGGGCUACCUCAAUCUUCUACUUUGGCAUGCUGGGAGGCUUGUACCCCAUGACGUUUGCCCUACAGCGUUUCGACAUGGGAAGAGUCCUCGGCGCCGUCGUCAUCCUCUGGUCCGCCAUCUGUAUGCUCACUGCGGCCGUGACUUCCUGGCAGGGUCUGUUUGUUCAGCGAUUCUUUCUGGGGUUUGUGGAAAGCAUCAUCCCCACUGGGUUCAUGUGCAUCAUCUCAGGCUAUUACACGCAGUCUGAGCAGUCGCUGCGGCAGAGCUGGUGGUUUAGCAGCACAGGUCUGUUUACCAUCAUUGGCGGAGCGCUCAACUACGGAUUUGCCCAAAUCACAGGAGGAGGAUUGAAGAGAUGGCAGUAUAUAUACCUGCUGGCUGGGUCAUUGACGUUUCUCUUUGGCCUCUUCUGCUUCGCGUUGCCAAACUCUCCGGUAUCAGCCUGGUUCCUGACCAACGAAGAGCGAUUUGCAGCCGUGGAGAGACUGCGGCACGGCCAGACGGGAGUGCGGUGCACAAAGUUCAAGUCGUCCCAGCUGAAGGAAGCGGUUCUAGACGUCAAGGUUUGGCUAAUCGCCAUCAUGAUGGCCUCUGCAUACACAGUCAACGGCGCCGUGAGUGGCUUCGGGCCGCUUAUUGUAUCGACUUUCGGCUGGGAUACGGUCGAGUCCAUCGUCUUCCAGUUCCCUCUCGGUGCGCUAUGCUUCAUUGUCAUCCUGGCGACAGGCUAUCUUGGCUCCAAGUUCAGCAACAUCCGCAUCUUCAUGCUAAUCUUUACCUGCUUGCCUGUUAUUGCUGGCUGCGCCAUGAUCUGGAAAAGCACCUGGAGCCACCAUGCUGCCUUGCCCGUGGUAGGAUACUCCAUCACAGGAUUCUUUGGCGGAACGGUCAGCCUCAUCAUCACCAUUGGAAUGUCGAAUGUCGCGGGAUACACCAAGAAGAGCUUCAUGGCCGCCACCAUCUUCGUGGCCUACUGCGUUGGCAACAUCGUCGGGCCACAGCUGAUCUGGUCGCAGACCAAGAGCAGACACUAUCCCGCUCUCUGGCUUGGUUUGAUUAUAUGCUACAUUAUUUGCAUUGUCGCAUCUACGACGCUGUACUUUGUGCUACGAGCCGAAAACAAGAAGAAAAUGGCUCUGCCAGAAGACGAGACCGAGCGAGCAAAGCUUGCAUUUCAAGACCUAACUGACAAAGAGAAUCCAUACUUUCGCUACGUUUACUAG